UGCUGACUAUAAAAGGCGCGCGAUAACAUGAGAUUCUUAUUUCAUUGCCAGGCUCAGUCGGUGUUUGACGGCAGGCCGCUCGUUCCCGAUACAGACUCACAACUCCGAUAUGCGAACCUUCUUCAUGACGCCCCAGGCGCUGGUGCUGCUGGUGGUGCUGGCGGGUGUGAGCUGUCAGAUCCGCAGCUUCUCGGAUGACGUGGACCUGACGACCGUCACCACGCAGGAGGUGGACGCCGUCCUGGCCAACAAGGCGGCGGUCCUGCAGCUCGUCGAGUGCUUCUUGUAUGAGACGCUCUGCCGCUCCCGGGGGGCGCUCUCCUUCGUGCGACAAGUGAAGCGACUGGGCCCCCGUGGCCGCUGCUACCGCUGCUCUGCGCGCCAGCAGGGGCACCUCGACAUCGUCACUAGACACACCAUCUUCGCCAUGCAGCGCUAUCAUCCUGUAGAGUAUAGCAGGAUAUUGCCCUACAUCAGGCACAUAUUGUAUUAGUCAUCUUAAGGAAAGGCGCUGGAUCCUGCCCUACAUCAAGAACAUACUUUAUUCAUCCGACAGAGAUUCGCAUUAUCUUGCCAUACAACAAGAUUGUGAUCUCUAAUGUAAUAUGCUACAUUUAUCCAUGCCUUAUUCAGCAUUACAAAUUCAGUUUCAUUAAAUAACAUUAGUUUCUUUGUACCAUGACUGAGAGCUUCUAUGACGACAUUUUUAUGUCUAAUGUAACAAUACGCAACAUUAAUGAUAAGGAGCUCAGACAGCGAGACCAGUACACUUUGUAUGAAAUAAAUCUGCAUAAUAGUAA
Hyalella azteca is the source of this 800-nucleotide messenger RNA. RefSeq lists its product as uncharacterized. The record is from RefSeq and is a predicted model, not a curated record. NCBI's taxonomy places the organism in Eukaryota, Metazoa, Arthropoda, Malacostraca, Amphipoda, Hyalellidae. The transcript is spliced from 3 exons. The coding region runs from base 110 to 493 and encodes 127 amino acids.